Messenger RNA from Danaus chrysippus (African queen), 264 nucleotides. The record is from the annotation of a GenBank genome assembly. Lineage: Eukaryota; Metazoa; Arthropoda; Insecta; Lepidoptera; Nymphalidae.
AUGAAAGACCUCGAAGUCAAAAAUACAGAACACCAAAAACAUGAUCUAAAAAGAUUCAGCUUUGCUGUUUGGGUCCUUGUUCCUUUCCAUGCCAUGUCAAGACCCCCUCAUUCUUAUGGUCCACAAACACAGGAAAUAGAACUGCCUAUGUUUGUGGAACAUGGGAACGAAGUGGGUCAUUUUCUUCUUGGUUAUGUUCUUCUUAAAGCCCGGUCUCUGGAUGCGACUCCUUUUGAGCCUUUCGCCAUAACAGGUGCUGUUUAG